ACAGUUGAAGGUUUAUGUAAAGUGAUGAUGGCCGCGCGCUGGAUCAGAACCGGUGCAGUUCUGCUGCUGGGAGGCGCAACGGGAUUUUAUCAUAGUAUCAAACUGUCUCUGGAUCAGCGGACUCUCGCUCAGGCAGAUUUGGGUUCAGAUGGGUCUCAGGUGAAUCUCACGCUCUAUCAGUACGACAGGUGUGUUGCGUGCUCGCAGCUCCGUGCUUUCCUCGAUUAUUACGGCAUUGAAUAUCGCACUCAGCAUGUCAAAUGGAGCCAGUACAGAUCGGUUCCGGUGCUGACCAUCGAGGGCGAAGACAGUUUGGAAUUAAAUGAUGCGUCUGUGAUCAUCAGUGCUAUGAAGACCUGUAUGAUUGACAGGAGAAGAUCUCUCUCUGAAGUCAUCAGUUUUUACCCUCUGCUGACAUCCAAUAACUUCUUUGGACAGGAAGUGACCGAAUUCAGCAACAAGUACUGGGUGAUGCUGAACGAGAUCGCUGUGGAAUCAGUCUAUCCAUCUAAAAAUGCCCGCAAAGAGGAGGUGCGCUGGAGAAGGUGGACAGAUGAGUGGCUGCUUCAUCUAGUUUCUCCAAACGUCUUCCGUACGCCGUCUGAAGCGCUGGCCGCAUACGGACUCAUCGUACAGGAGGGACAGUUCGGUCCAGUAGAGGGAGUGCUUGUUAAAUAUGUGGGAGCCGUCACCAUGUUCUUACUCUCCAAACUACUGAAAGUCUGGUAUCGGUUACAAGAUGACGUCAGAGAGGAUCUGUACAGUGCUGUGAACGAGUGGGUCACCGCGAUCGGCCAUAGGAGAAAGUUUAUGGGUGGAGACGAGCCCAACCUAGCCGAUCUGUCUGUGUUUGGGGUUCUGCGUGCUAUAGAGGGUCUACAGGCGUUCGAUGACAUCAUGGAGAAAACCAAAGUGAAGAAAUGGUAUCUGGCCAUGGAGAAAGCCACUGAGGAGCAUCACGGCCAAUCAGAAGCCUUAACCUCUGUGAAGAGCCAAUCAGCAUCAGUCAGUUGACUGUCACAUAUGUAGAUUUAUAUAUACUGGCAUCUUAUCUGAUCUCUUCUCAUACUCUGAAAUCUCCACAGUACCGAAAGUGCAAUACUGUAUUUAAAACUAGUUUUCAUUUGAACACAGUGGUGUCAUUUCCGAGUGUAUAUUGAGUGAGAUGCUUCAGUAAUGAUCAGUGACUCGUAACAGUGUAACACAUUCAGUGAUUUGUACAGUUUACUCUGGUAACAAAGUAUCUGCUGAAAAUGUAACGUGCAUGUUAUUGUCCAGUAGAGGGUGUAAUAGACACUGUAGUUCAGAUCUUAUUUCUCAAAUGAUACAAUUAUGUGUGAUCAGGACAUUUUGUUUCAGAUUAUGUGUAUGAGAUUGAAAUAUAUAGUACUGUAUUUACAUUAUAAAUGUAUCUAAGGGAAUUAUAUAUAAAUGUUGUGUGGAAAUCAUGUGGCGAGUCACUCAUCUAUGCCUUAUUUUUUCACAUUCAAAUCUUUGAUGUUUGCUUUUGUGUGUUUAGACUGUUAGUCUUUAUGGUGCUAAAUGAUCAGACACAAAGACAUUCUGCAAUAAACUGAAAAUGAACCAU
Messenger RNA from Myxocyprinus asiaticus (Chinese sucker), 1588 nucleotides. RefSeq names its product prostaglandin E synthase 2-like. Gene Ontology annotation, cellular component: mitochondrion. Lineage: Eukaryota; Metazoa; Chordata; Actinopteri; Cypriniformes; Catostomidae. The coding region runs from base 25 to 1014 and encodes 329 amino acids. The record is from RefSeq and is a predicted model, not a curated record. Gene Ontology annotation, molecular function: prostaglandin-E synthase activity. The transcript has 7 exons.